CUCACCGUGUUCGGGUUGCGGAAGCUGCAUGGGAAACGCACGCGUGUGCACUUACGCUUUUCGUAUUGACAAUGUCUUUUUUAUAAUACUGCAAAUUUUAAUAAAAUCAUGCGGAUUGUUAUUUCUACCAAUGUCCAGUGUUUAUACGGAUGAUCAAGCAUGGCCUUUUAUCCGUCGUUUAAUUUAGUCGAAUCGAUCGUGGACGAGGUUGCCUUAGAAGGAUUAGACGGUAUUACUUUACAAGCAUUAUGGAUACGGUUGGCGAACAGAUUUCACGAUCCAUUGCCACUCUCCAAGCUUUUCAUGGACCAAGUAUGGUUGAUAUGCAAAAAAUUGAAAGAAUUUUUGUUUUAUGAAUUAGAAACACCGAGGGGGGAACUUGUUAUAUUUGACCGUUAUGAGUAUGUGCAUCCUGAUCUUGGCAUUAUACUUGAACCACCAAACGUUCCGCCGGACAUCUAUCCGCAUUGCAUGAUUGAAGAUCCCAAGGCUGGUGUGAAAGGCUCCUGUUCGACAUAUUACACAAGGAAGAACAUCAAAGAUAGCAUUAAGAAUGCGAGUCUAGACGAAGUGACGGAGAAAUACGGAUUAAGUCUGGUGAUCGUGGCGUCUCAGUCGGCCAGGACAAGAGCCUUGAUGGAUUCCAGUGUGAGUCCGACGUUGGAGCUGACCCUCAUGAGCUAUUGUUUCCUGGAGAGAGUAGGCAGAUCUCGCUAUCACGGCGAGGUGACUCAAGGGAAGCUUAGUUUGGCCGCGCUCAAUGAGGCGCCGAAGAGCUUAUUCUAUCACCGGAAAUUCCUGCUCAGCCACAAACUGAUCACUAAGCAAGUUCAUCAUCAGAAGAGCGCCGGCCACUGCGGCAACGGUAGCCUGCUGCACCUGCCGCGCUUCUACGUGGAGAGAAAACCAAAGGUGACUUAUUUAGCGGAACAGGUGCUUGAGAUCCUACGGUCGAAGAAGAACGGCGUCGCCGAGUACGAUGAGAUUAAGAAGAAGCUCGGGAUCGAGAAUUCGAUCAAGAAGCUGUUUAGGACUUCCUUCUUUCAAAAGAUCGUCAAGACGGACAUCUGCGUGCCGUACAGAACUUUGUACCCCAAUGCGGAGCCCAGCGAGUGGCGGCAGAAGCAGGAUCCCUCAAAGGAGAAGAAGAUCAGGGUGGUGCAAGUGUUGUAUCCGGACACCAAUAUCGAUGACUUGUGGGGCAAGGAGGAGAAGGACGACGUUGAAGAUAAUGUUAUCGUGCUAGAUGUCUCCGAUCACAAGUACUUAGUCCCAUAUCUGAAACAAGCGAACGGUAUUGUCGAAGCGUGCGAAUCGGAAGGCAUAUCUCAAGUUCUUCUCGGAAAGAAGAUGGGCCUCAACAAGUUACACUCCAGGACAAUUCUGAAGAACUUGCAGAGGGUGGGCAUUGUCGCGCUGUAUAUGAACGACAUUGGCCGGCAGAGGCUCACGAAAUACGUGUCAAAGAAAUUCGAGAAGAACAGCACGAUGAGUAAGCAGUUCAACAAGGAAAUGCGCAAGAUCAAAGAGCUGACGAAAACAAUGACCAACGAGAACGAAAAGAACCAACAAGAAGCGAAUUCCCAACCGAACGACGAAGAUGCCGAUACGAGGCAGGAAGAUGUUCAGAAAUCCCACUCGGACGGCCACAACAGUCCGACCGAUGAUGACGCGUUGAUUACCGAUAAAGAUGCACAAGAAUAUUGUGUGACAGACAUCGCAGAAUUAAAGAGAAAGUUCUAUGUCGUCAAUAGAAUUCUUCACAGGUAUCGAUUGACGAAAGCUCAGUCAAGAUACAAGUGCACAACGUCGAAAUCCUCGAUGCUGCAGAUGAAUUCCAAAAUCGUCGCAAAGGAGGGGGGGUCUGUAUCCAUGCAACGAAUCGCCAAUAAUGCCAUGGCCACGUCGUUGUACAAUAGUAUCAAGACGAAUCUGACAAUGCAGAAGCCUGUUCGCACCGAGAGUGGAGUUAAUGAAGUAUACAGUUUUAUGGAUGUCGUGCGGAACAGAGAAAAGAAGAAUAUGUCCAAUAUUACGUAUAGAUUGCUACGCCGAGCCAACAUGAUCAUCGAAGCGGUAAAGGAGCACCAAGUGAUCGACGACAUGACGAAACUCAUGAAGAUGAUCUGCGAAGAGGAGGACAAGGAGGGUUACGAUGUGAAGAUCGACAAGAAGUCUCUCAUCAGGCUGUUGCAGAAGCUCGCCAAGGAUAACCUGGUGAAGAACAUCAAGCUGACUCUGAGCGCUAACGGCCGCGAGAAGAACCUGACCUUCAUCUGCGACCCGAACAUUGAUACCGAUCACACCGUGAUCAAGUCGGCCGUCGAACAGGCGAAGUUGAAGUUUUGCCUGAUGGGGUCCCAGAAGUCGAGGAUGUCGAGGAAAGCGGGGUCCAAGGAGCGAUCGCAGGAGCUCAGCAAGUCGUCGGUUAUUACUGUGAACUACGAGUACGAUCCAACAGCCGGCAAACGCUACGGCCUCUGCCCGAAGUUUGUCAAGAUGAAGACGAUGCACAUCUUGUUCUUCUACCUGGUCUACGAUCACGUCGGCGUGCCGGCGGUGUCUCAGCAAGAGCAGAUCGAGAUCCUGCGGGCCAACGACUACGAAAUCGACGACGAUCUUGCUCAGGAGUUCAGCACCAUUUACACCACCGAAGUGGGAUGGAAGAUGUUCGUCCCACCGUUGCCUAAACAUGGCGGUUGGCCCGAGGGUUGGGCGCUAAUGUGCGACGUUCUUAUGGGUCUGCCACUCUCGAUCUUUGUUAAGGUGCAUAACAUCAAGUAUGUGAUACCGGAGUUGGAGCAUUACUUGAACCAUCCGAUCAGGAGGCAUUACCUCGUCAAGAAUCUCCCGUCUGAAAUCCGAGACGCUCUUCUGCACGGGCGGAAGUACAUAUACAACAUUCACGGCACCAUGUCCAAGUUGGGCUACAUCGGUCUGGUGCAGUUCGGCCCGCAACGACUCAAGGACAAGGAUCAGGUAUUCAUCUACGUGAACCGGCGCACGGAGCUCAUGGACACGGUCUCCUCGGCGGCGAGCUACCACAAUAUCGAGGACAAGGAGUACCCGGUGACCAAGUACUUCUUCGACCGCCUACACUCUGUUGAAAAGUACUGGCACGACAUGUGGGCUAUCUGCGUUAACACUCCGCUGGGAGGUAGACUGGUUGUGCACGGCAAGGACAUCUUAGUCGAGGACCUGGAUAAGAAGAGCAUCUUGACAACGGCGAUCGUGGCGCGCAAUCCGAAGGAAGCCGCGGGCAUGGACACCGGCGUGGUUCCCGGGGACCGUCGCGGGGCGGCUGGUAUCGACUCCGCUUUCUUCGCGCAUCUCAAACGCAACUGGAACUGGACGAGCAACUAUUCCGCGAACCAGAAGUCUCCGAAGGGCUACGAGGGCUCGAAGAAGUCCGGGAAAUCCGGCACGGGUCAGCGGGACCUGCAUCUGUCGAAGAUUCAAAUGAAGCCGGUCAAGUACACGGAGUACGUCGGCCUGAAGAAGGUCUCCGGGCCGCCAGCGCCCGCUAUCAGCGGCGCCGAGCUGCGACGGCAGGUGCACAACCACUUCAGUAAGCCGGGCGAGGCCGGCCGCAAGAACGAGGCCUUGCCGUCGCAUCAGACCAGCAAGCAGAAAUCCUUCGUGCGGCGGGUGAUGCCGCGCAAGCGGACCAAAGGGCCGCGUCUCAAGUACGACGAGGACGACUACCGGGCGAUGCAGAGGAUGCACAAGUUACGAGCCGACUGGGAGCCGCACGAGGUCAAUAUUCUGCUGGUGUGCAAAGUAGCGAUGACCUACCUUUCGCCCAAUCCGCGAAAGCAGGUGGUCAACUUCACGGCGGUGAGAGACGUGCUUCACAAGUACUCCUACACGUCGUACAACAAGACCUCGCGCGCCUGCCAGCGCCGGCUGAUGUACAUGCAACGGCAGCAGUGCACGAUAAACAGCCUGGCCUUGGGCGUCGAGGAGAUCAAGCAGGACCUGUUCAUCGACCAGCGCUACAACGGCAUCAUGGACAGGCUGAAGAGCGAGUGCUCGAGCUCGGCGGAAUACGAGAAGCGGGUGACGGAGGUGUUCAAGGAGCUCGUCGCCUUCAUCAUGAAGAAUUAUUACAACAUUGCGGAGAUAAGGCCCAACAAGCACAAGGCGAUGCCGAAGACCGCGCAGGAGUUCAAUUUCUUCUUCAAGACGAUCUACCCGGCGAAGCCGUACCAUAGUCAGGGCUUCAGGAAGGACGUGCGUAACGCCAACGACAUCCACUCGGCGACUAUCAAUUCCGUCAUACACAGCUCCAUGUGCUGCGCGAAGAGCAAACGUUCCUGGGCGUAUGAGCUCUUCAAGAUAUACCAGCAUUAUCCGGAGGCACUUUUGAGGCAAGCGAUGAUCAAGAUCAGGACGGAUCAAAUGGUGACCGUGAAGAAGAAUCACCUGUCCGCUAUUAAAAAAAGCGGCAAUUACGUGCCGAUGAGCAGCGCGCAGUACAAGUUGAGCGCCAAUUACGAGUUCAAGCUGCAAACCAAGUGGCCCCAAGAUGUAUUCAGCAGUACCUACGACGUUUUCAUGAAGUUGCUGCAGUACUACACGGAGCAGAGGAACGUCGUCCUCCCGGACCGGCGAGACGUCUUCAACGGCAUCGAAAUCCAGCCGGUUUCCAGUGGCAUAGUCAUGAUCAUGCACGACCUCCUGCCACGCAAUCAGAUCGACUUCGACAUCGAGAUGCCGGAGCAGAUCAUUAUGUUGGACUCCCGGUACCAGGACAAGGACGAGACUCACUUCAGGGUCGCGCAGAGGUACCAGGACAUUCUGACGAGGCUCUAUCGCUUCAAGUUCGAAAACGCCGACGCUCAAAACGCCCUAUCUGCCGACGAAGCGGAAACGAAUGCAGAGUGGGGAGACCCCUCAACGAGGAAGAGACCAGCCGACAAGAGCGACGAUCUCGAGGAACCGGCCUCAAAGAUUCGUCGUGGGAAUAAAUGCGUCGAAAGAAAUCGGAUGAAAAGAUCUGCGAAGAAUCGGCAGAACGAAGUUGCAGCGGAGAAGAAGAUGUUGAAGAUCGUUGACAUUGAAAAGAUCAUUUCGAAGGGCUGUUCCAACGUUCAGGCGUCUCCGGAGAAAGAUCGUGCCGAAUGCUCAUCAAGGAAGAGAUCCAUCGAUACAGAGGAGGACUCCGCCGACUGCGAGAAAUCAUUUUUGAAAAGAUCAAGAUUGAAUUCCGACGAUUCAAUGGACUUGUCGGACGUGGAAGAACUCGAGGAGUUCAAUUUAUACGAGGAGAAUCUGAAGAACAAGAAGAAGAUGAAGAUCAUUGGCAAGUCCUUGCAGAUGAAAGGAUUAACAGAGAAACGAAUGAAGGAAGACGCUUUCUCGAACCAACUGAACAGCUCCGCGAGCCUGACUACGAUUCCUCGACGCGUCAGCGAGAUCAUCGGAAACAUGCCGCUUGAGACGAAUUAUCUGAGUUCUUACUGCAAGAUCGAGUACACGAACGACAUUCAAAGGAAGUACACUAGAAUAGCCAUGCUGAGGAUGCGAGCUGAGUUGAAUGACCUCAAGGUGACCGACAGCCAUCACGCGCACGAAUACUUCGUAGUUAACGCCUUCAAGAUGUUCUACAGCUUGGAGCUCUCACCGUCGGCGGCAAGGUCGAGUGACCAAGUCGAGAAUUUCAAAGGUCACUGGGUCUCUAAUCAGCUGGUACCGUUGAAGAUCGACACCAUAAACAAAGUGCUUGAUGAGGUGAACGAGUUCGCGAUUUUCCCGAAAAGUGUCAUUUCCUACGCGGAUUACAAGAACAAUACGAUAACGAAGAAGGCGAAAAUAACGGUCGACUGGAAACACGUCGACGCAGUGUGCAAGUUCGUCCGGGAGCGGAAGGAACUCGGCGCGCGUCCGCAGGACUUGAUGGACAAGUUUUUCAACGAGCACGGCACAGACCUGUAUGCCAUCGUUUCACUUUUAGUGAAAAAUCGCAUAUUUUUGCGCUCUGGUGUGAUUAGUCCGCGCUACAUUCACCAUCAUCAUGUGGAUCCUUGGCUGAUUCACUCGUGCAAGAUACAUCGACUGGAACAAGAGGCUAUGGGGCCUUUCAAGGAUAGCGUGUACGCUACGAUGCCGCAGGGGAAGGCAGCCAACGCAAAUGUCGAUGCGAAACACAGCGAGGAGCACGCAAAUAAAAAACUUGAUAUGAUACAUGCGACACCGUCGACAUCAUCAAUGGACAAUGGAAAAGCUGAAAGGAAAGUUAAUCAAGAUGGAGAAAAAGCGGGUGAUGAUCCGAAUAAACUGGGAAACGAGAAAAAGGAGGAUAACGAAACCAACGAGAAAUGCGACACACUUACAAGAAAAAGGUCGCAGAGACAGCGAACAUGUUCAUUUUCGCAAAAGGACAAACCCGCGCAGCAGCCGGACUUAACGGCCGAGGAAAUAAAAGUUGUGAUAAGACCGUGGAUUCGCAUUGACGGCAUUUUGAACCGUAAAGUACUGGACCAGAUGCUAGGGGCGGUUCUGGGUUACUGUUUGCUUCACCCCGGACUCACCCUGGCGAAGGUGCAAAAUCGAUUCAUACCUGCUCUGCAGCCCUUCCAUACGCGCGAAUUGGCCGAGAUGCUGAUCAAGUUGGGCUGCUUAAAGAGCAAACUUUUGAAGAAAAGUCGCGUUACCCUAUUCUCCCAGCCAUCAGUGCUUAAAAUCAGCAAUCUGAACGCGGAUACCUCUUCUUGGGCUGCCGAAGAUGAAUUAAUAAUUGAACCUGCCAUAGACGCGGUAUUAAAGUUCGGUAUAUUUUUGAGUAAAACAAUACACAGCACGGAUUUCAUGUAAACUAUUUGAUUUUGAUUUAUUGAUAAUUUUUAAGAAGUGUAUAUAUAUAGUAAUUUGUAAUUACAUUAUAUAUUAUAUAUAACUUAUAUAGAUAAGUACAUAUAAUCAUCUGAUUUGAAAUAUAAUGUUAAAUACAGCUUCAUAUACAUAAAACUUAUUGUGUAAUAAUAAUCGUACUUAAUAUUCUAUAUCUGUUCUACUAUACAUAUGUAAACGUGUGCGUGCGUGCGUACGUUCGUGCGUGCGUGUGUGUGAAUAAAAAUGUG
Dinoponera quadriceps is the source of this 7082-nucleotide messenger RNA. RefSeq names its product general transcription factor 3C polypeptide 1. Gene Ontology annotation, molecular function: DNA binding. Gene Ontology annotation, biological process: 5S class rRNA transcription by RNA polymerase III; transcription initiation at RNA polymerase III promoter. Lineage: Eukaryota; Metazoa; Arthropoda; Insecta; Hymenoptera; Formicidae. The coding region runs from base 160 to 6816 and encodes 2218 amino acids. The record is from RefSeq and is a predicted model, not a curated record. The transcript is spliced from 13 exons. Gene Ontology annotation, cellular component: transcription factor TFIIIC complex.